GACAUUACUUGGUACUGCUAUUUACCGUCAUUACAGUGCCAGUGUGGUUUUCAUCGUCUCCGUUGUGAGAAAUAACAGCUUUACAUCACAUUUUCAUACCAAGUUCGUGCAAAAACGUAUGCUUUUAGACUGCUUACUGGCCGCAAUACAUAUUUCAGGCAAACCGAAACGGAAUACUUGGAUAGAAUGAGAAUGACCCGAAUGUUGGCGGCUGCCUGGCUGUGUCGAACCUCGAUGGCCUUUGUUUCACGAGAAUUGGCAGGAAAAGGACAUCGCAUGGCAACUGCGACAACUCGAUUGUUUUCCGUGUCCAACGGUAUUGAAGCCGAUGUAAAAUCGGGAAUUUCUCGAAUCGCAACGUUGCAAAGCAUGCUCUCGUCCMACGGUGCCCCAGGUUCUGUGGGAUGUUCGUUGCCCGAUGAUUUGGAACCCGUUUAUGUCACCACUGACGCCGAUGCCGAAGAAACACCGGAACUUAUUGCUAAUAUCAUGGGGGCAAAUGAAUUCUCUAACCUUCACCCCCACCUUUACCCCUUGGCAAAAUCGAAAUCAACAGGAAAUUUCAUCUGUGGACUGCGACGUGCUUAUGCGGAAGAUGCUUCCUACGAAAAUUCCUCGAAGGCACCGUGGCCGAUUGUGGAAGCGGAAAUUGGAGGACCUGGGAUGAGAUUAAUCUCUCUGAACAGCGAGCAUUUGAUGAGGCGCAUCGCCUGCGAGGUAGAUUUUGGGGAUGAGCGAAAGGAACUUCUUGAACUAUACAACGAAGACCUCGGUAAGGGAUUUAUCCAAGACGAGGGUCUGGAUCGGCCCUACGAGCAGGGAUCGGUUGAAAAACUGGGGUAGGUAUUUUUCAGCUGUGAUGCCUUGAAGAUACGGAAAUCAUGUCAAUGGUGAUUGCUAUUGAUGGCGGAAAACUAGCUACGAGGUUCCAGAAUUACUAAAAUCUCAUCCCUUCAAUUAUUUUUGUUGCGCUUCUGUCUUGUCAAACCGAUUUAGAUAUGGGGUGGACAAAUUUGUCCUCCUAAGAGUCGGACCAUUCCCAGACAUCUACAGUAAAUUGGCAAUAGGUACGAACUAUUAUCAAUAACAUUCCCGACUUUCUUUCGUCAAUGAACACAGCAGCAGCCAUCGUUGCUCAACGCAAAACUAUACAUUUUCUUACUUUCUUUUUUCUGUUUUUCAGGUCAUGCCGAGAGGGGGGACGAAUCAUCCUCUCUUAUCGCUGCUGAGGCGGCCAACGGUAAAAUUUCUGGGUUCGCCUCGACAUUUUUGUUUUAUUCGUCGCUAUUGAACACAUUUCCAAAUCGUUCUGAGGAGACGAGAGAUGCUGCUCGAAUGUGUCUCCGAAUGCCUUUGUCUAGUGUCGGACUAAGCGCCAAAGAUUUCCGGGAUGUGGGAAUCUACGGGCAACUUGCAGAAGAGACUGACUCCGAUGAAGAAAUUUUCGCGAAGUUACAAAUCAUGUAUGAAAAAAUGAGAGACCACGAGAACGAAGAUCCCAGAGCAGGAAAUGCCGAUAUGACGCCCGAACAAAAGGCUCUUGAUGACGCCAACUACCUGCUUGAUAUUACAUCGUUGACUGGUUCAAAUUGGAGCGAAAUUCGUCCAAAACUCGCAGAAAUAUACAAAUCUGUAGGAAGGGACGACAUGGCUGAUUUCGUUAAUCCAUAGUGAAUGUUUAUCAUCAUCUUUACUCUCGUGUUUCAAUUUGAACUAUCUAAUAGUCUAC
Molecule: messenger RNA, 1729 nt
Organism: Pseudo-nitzschia multistriata
Lineage: Eukaryota; Bacillariophyta; Bacillariophyceae; Bacillariales; Bacillariaceae
Source: the annotation of a GenBank genome assembly